Messenger RNA from Gaeumannomyces tritici R3-111a-1, 801 nucleotides. RefSeq lists its product as hypothetical. Gene Ontology annotation, biological process: alcohol metabolic process. The transcript has 6 exons. The coding region runs from base 1 to 801 and encodes 266 amino acids. The record is from RefSeq and is a predicted model, not a curated record. Lineage: Eukaryota; Fungi; Ascomycota; Sordariomycetes; Magnaporthales; Magnaporthaceae. Gene Ontology annotation, molecular function: alcohol dehydrogenase (NADP+) activity; zinc ion binding.
AUGGGGUAUCCAGACACUUUCGAGGGCUUCUGCGUCGAUUCACCCAAGACCUGGAACAAGUUUUACAAGCAUGAGUUGAAGCCCAAGCCUUUCGAGGAGAACGACAUCGACGUCAAGAUCGAGGCGUGCGGAGUUUGCGGGUCCGGUGUUCACACUCUCACAGGCGGAAGGGGCGACUUUGAGGGUCCCCUGUACGUCGGUCAUGAAGUAGUCGGCCGCGCCGUCAAAGUAGGAAAAAAUGUCAAGAACAUCCGCGAAGGCGACAGGGUCGGGCCGGGCAAGAAGGUGGCCGUCGUCGGGCUCGGCGGCCUCGGGCACCUGGGCCUGCAGUUCGCCGUGGCCAUGGGCGCCGAGGCCUACCUCAUCACGCACCCGCCCCGGAAGGCCGAGGACGCGCGGACGCUCGGGGCCAAGGACGUCAUCGCCUUCACCUUCAACUUCUUCCUCAACACGGCCGACGCCCUGGACCAGUUCGACCUGGCGCAGUACUUUGGGACGGUGCGGGUGGGCGGCCAGUUCCACACCGUCGGGAUCUCGGACAAGCCCUUCCCGGAGCUGACGGCGUUUGCCUUUGCGUCUAACGCGGCUAAGCUGACGGGCAGUCACUUGGGGAAUCACCAGGAGAUGGACGACAUGCUGAAGCUCGCGGCGGAGAAGAAGCUCAGGCUGUUACGGGACCAGACCAAGACCAUCGAUGUCUCCGAGGAUGGCUGUAGGGAGGCGGUGGAGAAGGUCAAGAACAACGACGUCCGGUAUCCGUUCACGCUGGUGAACUUUGACAAAGCUUUUGGCAGCCGUUGA